Molecule: messenger RNA, 1631 nt
Organism: Megalobrama amblycephala (Wuchang bream)
Lineage: Eukaryota; Metazoa; Chordata; Actinopteri; Cypriniformes; Xenocyprididae
Product: cytoplasmic tRNA 2-thiolation protein 1
Exons: 3
Coding region: 279-1310 (343 amino acids)
Biological process (GO): tRNA wobble position uridine thiolation
Cellular component (GO): mitochondrion; cytosolic tRNA wobble base thiouridylase complex
Molecular function (GO): tRNA binding
Source: RefSeq, a predicted model, not a curated record
CUCAGAGUCAAACAGGAAGUGUGACGUUCAUGACGUGCGCUGCGUCAGUGACGUGCUUGAAGCAUGUUUUGUAGUGCAGAAGCCGAGAUGUUCUAGGUUAAAAACAAUCCUGUUGUAUUUUAAGUCAUGAGAUUUAUUUUUAAUUUGUCGGUUAAGUCAUCAACUAUUUGUUUUAUAAGCCUUGUUUCGCGUUUUAUUUACUUAAAAACUUCAUCGUCCCACGUCUUCACUCUUGUUUAAAUGAAUUACAACCCGUAGGAAAUACUUAAAGUGUCAACAUGCCCGUCCAGUGCAGUAACUGCAUUCAGAAACGGGCCGUGCUCAAGCGGCCCAAGACUGGACACUCCCUCUGUAAGGACUGCUUCUUCUGGGCUUUCGAGGAGGAGAUCCAUCAAACCAUCGUGUCUGCUGGACUCUUUAAUCGCGGGGAGACCGUGGCCAUCGGUGCCUCGGGUGGGAAGGACUCCACCGUCCUGGCCCAUGUGAUGAAGGUCCUGAACGAGCGCUACGAUUACGGGCUGAACCUUUUGCUGCUGUCCGUGGAUGAGGGCAUCACGGGUUACAGAGACGAUUCCCUGGAGACGGUGAAGAGGAACCAGCAGCAGUAUGAGCUGCCGCUGAAGAUCGUGUCUUAUGAAGAGCUGUACGGCUGGACGAUGGAUGCCAUCGUGAAGCAGGUGGGCUUGAAGAAUAACUGCACGUUCUGUGGUGUGUUUCGCAGACAGGCGCUGGACAGAGGAGCCAUGAUGCUGAAAGUUGACAAGAUAUGCACAGGUCACAAUGCAGACGACGUGGCAGAGACGGUGCUGAUGAAUGUCCUGCGUGGGGAUAUCGCACGUCUUCGGCGCUGCACCGCCAUCAGCACGGCCAGCGAAGGAGAGGGCGCCAUUCCACGCUGCAAGCCACUUAAAUACGCCUAUGAGAAAGAAAUCGUCCUCUACGCCUAUUUUAAGAAGCUUGAUUACUUUUCCACAGAGUGCAUCUACUCUCCAAACGCCUACCGGGGUCACGCUCGCGCCUUCCUCAAAGACCUGGAGUCUAUCAGGCCCAGCUCCAUCAUAGACGUCAUCCACUCCGGGGAGACGCUCUCUGUAAAGGACGGGGUGAAGAUGCCGGUCCAGGGAACGUGUUCGCGCUGCGGCUAUAUUUCCAGUCAGGCUUUGUGUAAGUCCUGUGUUCUGCUGGAGGGCCUGAAUCGAGGUUUACCCAAGCUGGGCAUUGGAAAACAUCACCGUCUGCAUGGCAAAAUACUGGCUCAGGAGCCUCUGACCGAACAGGAAGAGAAGAAGCUGAAGGCUGUGGACUUUUGACACCAAAUCAAGACUAGAUUUUAAAAAUGGGACAUUUGAGUUUUUUAAGAUGCUUGGGAUGAAUGUGAGAUGUUUUCAUUUGUUUUAUUCAAAGCGUGUCAGUCUCCAGAGAUUGUUUGAAUUUCAUCCACUGCUAACUGAAAGUCACAUAUCUUAAUAAGAUAAGAGCAAAUUACAAACUUUGCCAUUCAAAACCAGAGAUACUCGUUUUAAAGACAAACAUGAACUUGCACCACAUUCACUUCAGGAGAAACAUAUCAGAUGCUUAUGUUUUGUUUAGAUUUUUUACUUAAGAUCAUGACAAUAAAAUUAUUAAAGGGG